Molecule: messenger RNA, 1394 nt
Organism: Fusarium graminearum PH-1
Lineage: Eukaryota; Fungi; Ascomycota; Sordariomycetes; Hypocreales; Nectriaceae
Exons: 4
Coding region: 284-733 (149 amino acids)
Biological process (GO): vesicle-mediated transport
Cellular component (GO): Golgi membrane
Source: RefSeq, a predicted model, not a curated record
AAUCAAAACUGGGGACCACCUCAGCAACCAUUCCCAUCCGUAUUCCGUCCGUCAUUUGCCAAAAGGCUACGUUCUUCAUUUCUAGACCUUUCGUCGUCGUCACAACACAACACUGCGAAACCCACGAUCAAUCUCUCCCUCCACCUUACCGAGUCCAUCUUCUGUCGCAACCUUUCUGCUAACGAUACCACACUCUGGCAAUUCGAUCCCGCAUCGAUUCUCGUUCUCAAUCUCCCUCGGCUUUUCGAAUCCCGAAUACGAACGUUCGACGUAAGCUGUCAAUAUGACGCUCAAAGAAGAGUUCCAGACGCGCAACUUCAGCAUCUACGGACAAUGGCUUGGAAUUAUUUCCAUGAUCAUUUGUCUUGCUGUUGGAAUCGCCAACAUCUUCUCGUUCCAUGUUGUUAGAAUCAUCUUUUGCGCUUUUGCCAUCGCAUCGUCAUUCGUCAUCUUGUUUAUUGAAGUCCCUCUUCUCCUUCGAAUCUGCCCAACUUCUUCCAAGUUCGACGAAAUCAUUCGCAAGGUUUCGACCAACUACAUGCGCGCGGGCGCCUACGGUGUCAUGUCUGCUCUGCAGUUCAUCAGCAUUGUCACCGGCUCAAGCAGUCUGAUUGCCGCCGCCGUCUUCCUGCUGCUAACAGCUCUCUGCUACCUCCUCGCUGGUGUCAAGGGACAGGCCUUUGUUGGCAGCAAGACCCUGGGUGGUCAGGGCGUCGCGCAAAUGAUCGUGUAAGCGCACCAACCGCCGACAUUCCUGGUCGAUUGAGUGACUGCAACCCGAAAGCGGCAUCACUCUUUACGACCGAGCACCAUAAAGAAGAAUUGGCCAUACAGUGGAGGUGGUCGGAGCUCUCAGUAGCUCGCUGAUGAGGAGGAAUGCUGAUGUGAAAAAAUCCGCUUAUCUCGACGAGUGAGGAUCCUGCCAAAGGCAGUGGCCUGUAUACCCAGCUGGAUUUGGCGUCUGGGAUGAGGAACGGCUCAUGUUUUGAUUGAGAUGCUAUUUUUAGUGUACGAGUUUCGACGACUGUGUUAUUCGAGUUACGUUUCGAAAAUUGAUUAUAUGCACCGCCCUUUUGGCAGUCUCUUGCUGCUGUGUUGAUAAUAUUCGCUUGAAAUUAGACCAAUCUCCUGGAAUAUGGCACAGCAGCGAGUAAUAUUAUCACCAGAAGGCCCUUAUCGUACCCAUAAUACUGUGCUCAGGCCCUUGGAGUCACAGAAACCUGGACAUUAUUUGCCCAAGGGACCAAUUAGUUCAGUCACUCUAUGCCAUCUUACACCUGCGUUUAGUCUAUUUAUUUUAUGUAUCCUAAGCGUUUAUCUUACGGUUUCCGCCACGAGUUGCCGUUGAAUUGAAAUUGUGUGAACUUAGCUACAAGGUCUGUAACCCGAGUGCU